ACAUUUACGAAUCUACACAACUGCGCAUUGGGGCGAAUGAGCUCAGGGCCCAGAAAUGUGGUGCAGGAACGAUCCCAGCCUUCAACUAAUUCUGUCACCUCUAACGUCUGGGGCAAGAACGUUUCAGGAAACCAAGGGGGACCGAGGCUCAGCGCCGAAGAGAAAGACGCCAACUGCGGGACCUGUCGCGCCUCCCGCGCCGGGGUGGAGCUGACCCCGCCGAGUCCCGCCCCUGCCUGAGUUCGCCAGUGGUCCAGGAGCCGCUUUUUUCCACUCGGGAAGACUUCAGAGAAGUCUCACAAAGGACUCGGCUGGCUGCUUUUCUCAGUGCCGAAGCCGCGCCAUGCUCGUUCUCAGAAGCGGCCUGACCAAGGCGCUUACCUCUCGGACGCUCGCGCCUCAGGUGUGUUCAUCUUUUGCUACGGGCCCUAGACAAUACGAUGGAACGUUCUAUGAAUUUCGUACUUAUUACCUUAAACCUUCAAAUAUGAAUGCGUUCAUGGAAAAUCUUAAGAAAAACAUUCAUCUUCGGACCUCUUACUCUGAAUUGGUUGGAUUCUGGAGUGUAGAAUUUGGAGGCAGAAUGAAUAAAGUGUUUCAUAUUUGGAAGUAUGAUAAUUUUGCUCAUCGAGCUGAAGUUCGGAAAGCCCUAGCCAACUGUAAGGAAUGGCAAGAACAAUCUAUCAUUCCAAAUUUGGCUCGCAUUGAUAAACAAGAGACGGAAAUUACUUACCUGAUACCAUGGUCCAAAUUAGAAAAGCCUCCAAAAGAAGGAGUCUAUGAACUAGCUGUUUUUCAGAUGAAACCUGGUGGGCCAGCUCUGUGGGGUGAUACAUUUGAAAGAGCAAUUAAUGCCCAUGUCAAUUUAGGCUACACAAAAGUAGUUGGUGUUUUCCACACAGAAUAUGGAGAACUCAACAGAGUUCAUGUUCUUUGGUGGAAUGAGAGUGCAGAUAGUCAUGCAGCUGGGAGACAUAAGUCCCAUGAGGAUCCCAGAGUUGUGGCUGCUGUUCGAGAAAGUGUCAACUACCUAGUGUCUCAGCAGAAUAUGCUUCUGAUUCCUGCAUCAUUUUCACCAUUGAAAUAGUUUUCUACUGAAAUACAAAACAUUUCAUUAACUGCUGUAAGAUGUGUCUGCUAAUGGUGCUUAAAUUCUCCCAAGAGGUUCUCGCUUUUAUUUGAAGGAGGUGGUAAGUUAAUUAGUUAAUUUGCUAUGCUUCUUGCAUUUUUGAAAGUUACAUAUUCUCCACUGCUUUAAGAAAUAAUUCAGUUCACUUUCACCUUGGCAUUUCAGUAUCUGUUACACAUUAGAAGUAGUUGUCACUAUUUCAUCAUCUUGGUUUUUCAUUUGUUUUAGAAUACCUCUUCUGUAUUUUGAUAACUCAUUGCUUUAUACCAUUUUCUUUUACUCAAAUAAGGAUUUUACAUUUCCUUGCCUGACAGUAUUUUUAAAUUAUUUAUAUAAAAUAUCUAUCUUUUCAUCAUGUCUAUAGUUCCUGAGAUUUUAAAAAAAUUUGCUUAGUAAAGGUUAUUUUGUGAUAUAAAAUGGGAUUUAUAAAAAUAUUAGAUUGUUUAUUUCUUUACUGUGGAAAAGUAGAAUGUCAUCUGUAUUAAUUAUUGCUUUUACAUUGAUUAUUAGUCAUUCUAACUUGGAAAAUAAUGCAAUUGGGUCACAGUGUUAAAAAUCUAGAAAAGACCUGUUGGUUUAUAUGCUGAAAUUGUUCAUUUAUAAUUAAUUUUACUAAUUUCUACUUAGUUUGGAUCACUAACAGAGAUCUUGGGACAUUUAUUUGUUUUAAAGAAAUAUUUAUGGUUAUGGAAAUGCUUGCCCUAAUAAAAAUCCUGCAUAUUCAUUGUUUUUUUAAAUUCACAUUUUAUACUUAUAUGAUCUCUAAAGCUCUUACUAUGUUGCUAUGAGACAGUAAUAUGGUGAUAAUUUACCAACUUUAUUGAAAAUGUUGUUAUAUCAAUAAAAUAGCAUGCUGGGAACCUGAGAAGGAAGGUUUCUUUAGUACCGCCACA
This is a messenger RNA of Gorilla gorilla gorilla (western lowland gorilla), 2022 nucleotides long. Its product is annotated as protein NipSnap homolog 3B. Lineage: Eukaryota; Metazoa; Chordata; Mammalia; Primates; Hominidae. The transcript has 6 exons. Gene Ontology annotation, cellular component: mitochondrion. The coding region runs from base 344 to 1087 and encodes 247 amino acids. The record is from RefSeq and is a predicted model, not a curated record.